CCCUGGUGAGGACGAAGCGCCAUAGCCACGGUAGCCCUGGCGACAAGAACCCAGCAACGAGAAUCAACAACAACAACUGAAUCGCCAUAAAAAUAAAAGAAGACAUUUUACCGGUGGGGAAAUACACACGUGGAACGAGAGGGUGAUUCCCAGCUCUUGUAAUGGCCACCUCAGGCUACAUAGGUGAGAUCCAGCCGGCAGCCCAAUCCCAGGGGCCUGGUAUUACUGUCACACCGGGGCAACCUGACGCCAGCUCCACCCCUGCAACUGCCCCUCAGUUUCUGGCUGAGAUUCAGACUGCUGUGGCUACUCCUACUGUUGUCACAGCCACAGGCCAAACUACUCCCACUGAACAAGAAACUUCCAUCGCCACUCAGAAGCCUGCCGCUAGUAGUCAAGCUCAGUCCACGGCACAGGCCCAGUCGUCUCAGACUCAGUAUGUGACUGCAGAAAUCCAGGGCUCCCCAACACAGUCUGGAAAUGCUCAAUGCACCCCUCAGUACAUCGUUGUUACAGUCACAGAGGGCUCCCUCCACUCAAGUGACAGUGUGUCGGACUCUAGUCCCCCUCCAGCUGUGGUGCAGACAGGAGUUCCCACACACGUUGUUCAGCAGGUACAGACGGCUCAACAGAGGUCCGUGGUGCAGGCCACCUCUCAGAUAGCCAAGACUGAGCCAGGAACCCAGCUCAGUGUCACCAGUCUACAGCCUGUUCAUAUCAGCGCGGAGGUCCAGCAGCAGCUCACACCAGUGCCAGUCCAACAUGUUUACACCAAUCAAGUGCAGUAUGUGGAAGGAGGAGACACCAACUACACCACCAGCACAAUUCGCUCCAGCACCUUUUCUUACACUGACACGCCCCUGUACACCCAGACCACAUCCGCCCAGUAUUAUGAAGGUCAGCCAACUUCGGGCUCGCAGGCCUCUACCCCUGGUACUCCUCUAACCGUCUCUGUGACUGCUGGAACCACAGGGGGUGUGUCCAUGUUUGUGGCCCAGCCCACCAGUGCAGCAGGGGGAGGGGCCACAGUGGUGACCACAGGUGGCACCACCAACGGGGCAGGGGAUGGGGCAGGCACCAAUGGUGGCACAGCAGGCAGCUAUGUGAUCCAGGGGGGUUACAUGCUGGGCAGCACCAGCGGAGGGGCGGCUGGCAACAGUCAGAACUACUCACACACCGCCCGCGCCUCCCCAGCCACUGUGAGUAUUACAGAGGGCGAGGAGGGUAGCGUGCCGUCGGCAGACAAGAAGGUACAGUGGUUGCUGGACAACUAUGAGACAGCUGAAGGAGUGAGUCUGCCACGUUCCACCCUCUACUGCCACUAUCUCCUGCACUGCCAGGAGCAAAAGCUGGAGCCUGUUAAUGCUGCCUCUUUCGGGAAACUCAUCAGAUCUGUGUUCAUGGGGCUGCGAACACGACGCCUGGGCACAAGGGGAAAUUCGAAAUACCACUACUAUGGGCUGAGGAUCAAGGCGGGUUCAUCUCUUCUCCGUCUGAUGGAGGACCAGCAACAUCUGGCCAUGAGGCAGCAGCCCUUCUCACAGAAACAGAGGUUGAAACCUGUGCAUAAAGUUGAAGGAAUGACCAACGGCACAGCAGGAGCAGCAGGCCAGCAGCAGCAGCAGGGGUCAGGGCACGUGGACAUCAGUACCCAGGUUCAGCAGUACCAGCAGUUCCUAGAUGCGUCCAGAGCUCUGCCAGAGUUCGCUGACAUCGACCUCCAGGGGAAGCCUCUGCCAGAGGGCAUCGAACUGGAGCACAUAAAGAGCUUUCAGCUGUUGUACAGAGAACACUGUGAGGCCAUACUGGACGUGAUGGUCAACCUGCAGUUUACCCUGGUGGAGACACUAUGGAAGACCUUCUGGAGGUUCAGCCAGAACCAGGCUGGAGAUGCCACAUUGGCUGUUCACGACGAGUCAGAGAAGCGCCUCCCUAAGUCCUGCCUGGUUUUGCUUUGCAAGUAUGAGCCAGUGCUGCGCUGGAGCCGUGACUGUGACAACAGCCUGUACCAGGCCCUGGUGGAGAUCCUCAUCCCUGAUGUGCUCAGGCCCAUUCCCAGUGCCUUAACUCAAGCAAUCCGCAACUUUGCCAAGAGCCUGGAGAGCUGGCUGACCAAUGCCAUGAUGAACAUCCCAGAGGAAAUGGUCCGCAUCAAGGUAACGUCAGCCAAUGCAUUUGCCCAGACACUGCGUCGCUACACCAGUCUGAACCACCUCGCCCAGGCGGCCCGCGCUGUCCUCCAGAACACGGCUCAGAUCAGCCAGAUGCUCUCCGACCUAAACCGCGUCGACUUUGCUAAUGUCCAGGAGCAGGCCUCGUGGGUGUGCCGGUGUGAAGACCGUGUUGUCCAGCGGUUGGAGCAGGAUUUCAAGCUGACCCUUCAGCAGCAGAACUCCCUGGAGCAGUGGGCUGCAUGGCUGGACGGCGUGGUGUCCCAGGUCCUGAAGCCCUACCAGCAAAGCCCUGCCUUCCCUAAGGCAGCAAAGCUCUUCCUGCUCAAGUGGUCCUUUUACAGUUCCAUGGUGAUCAGGGACUUGACCCUGCGGAGUGCAGCCAGUUUUGGCUCCUUUCACCUGAUCCGCCUGCUGUAUGAUGAGUACAUGUACUACCUGAUAGAGCAUAGAGUGGCCCAGGCCAAGGGAGAGACACCCAUUGCUGUCAUGGGAGAGUUUGCCAGUUUAGGCCGGAGUCUAAGCCAGCUGGAUCCUGACAAAGAAGAGGAAGAGGAGGAGGAAGAGGAGAGUGAUGAGGAGGGCCAGGAGCUGUCCCUCCCUUCAGAUGGGGCCAUGCUGGGAGAGGAGUCUUUGGAGCCGCCUGCCAAGCUGGCCAGAAUGGACCAGAGAGUCCUCUUCACCACCGGAUCAGCUGACAACUAACCGCAGAGUAACACCGCUAGACGUGUUUUGAUUAUAUUGAUCAUACACACAAAUAUAUGUACAAAGAACACUAAUUUAUACACUUGACAAAUAUAUGUAUAUAGAUCUUGUAAAUGGGUGUGCACACACACUACAUACUGUAACUGUUCCACUAGUUUACACACACGAACACACACACACAUACAGUACAUAAUCCAACAACACUUGUUCAGUAAAUGCUGCUGCCUGAAUGGCACAACUACCUGUUGGCACCAUUGAUUCAACACAAAAUCAUUGACAUUGCAAUAGGAUCUGUUUUCAAAAAACCACACUCUCAAUGCAAAGAGAAACGCUGAGGAAAGAUUUCAACCCUCAGUUGUAUGGAUUUGUAAAAAUGAACUUAAGCCAGGCACGUGUUGUUGUUUUGUUUUGCUUUGUUUUUUCUCAUUACAUUGCAACGUGUAGCCUCGCUGAGAAACGUCUGCUCACUCUAGAUCCUCCUGAACCUGUCACUGCCGUAUCGAAGUGAUCUUGAAAAUACUGUGAUGUGUGUGUGUAAACGUAAAUUCAUCAGGGGGUGGGGGGCUUUCAUAGUAAGUGGUUGCAGAAAUGUUUUUUUUUCUCCUUAUUUAUUCAGAAGGGAAAACACAUUUGUAAAAGACAGCAUGUAUUUUGGAUUGUGUGUGCGUGUGCGCGCGUGUGUGUUAGUUAAAGUGUCUGUCUGGUUGUGUGAUUGUGAGUCUUGCCAAGUGUGUCUGAUUUCCUCUGUAGAUAUUUUCCGGGACAUCCAAAUGUUCUUGAUUUCCGUUUUUAUUUUACCGCCUGUAAAGAAAACGUGGUCGUGCUCUCGGAGUGCCUGUCGCAGCUGCUACACACACUUGUAAAGAUAAAGCUACAGCUGCGGAUUAGGUGGCUCUCAUUAGUUGCUGCAAAAAAAUCCUUUCUCUUCUAUCUAACAUCUAGUUCCAAGAGAGAGGUACUGUAUGUGUCAUAUAUUUUAAGUGCUUCAUUCCUGUCCAUCCAGUAAUUUUACUGUGUUGCCUCAUUAUUCCUUUGAAAUAUCAUUUUCUUGCCUUAUUUCAGUACAUUUUUUCCACGUGUGUGCCAAACCUGUUACCUUUGAUCCUCGACCCCUGUCAUUUAUACAUUUUUCUCUGUAUGUUUUGAGGAGGACUGUGCCUGAGUAAGAACGGCGAUAAACUUAUAUUCUACUGUAUAUUUAUCCACUAUUUUUGAUUUAUGUUGUCACUAAGUGAACCUCUCGUGCCGUGUAUGGUGCUGUGUUGUCACACAUUGUAAUCAAACCUCUGUGUGCAUUAUUGAUUUGUGGUUGUACGCUCAGUUAUCAAUCCUCUUUUGUACCUUUUUGACUUUCCCACAAAGCCUGCCUCUUUGCACACAUUGACUGUUGUCUUUAACGCUCCGAGAGAGUGAAUCUGAUGGGUUUUUUUCUCCUUUUCUUUUAAGUGGUUUAUUUUUUGAUUGGUUAGUGUGCAGGUGUCAGCUUUCACAGCACACUCAGUGUGGUUCAGAGAUGUCGGUGCGAGGUGAAAUAUCUGCUGGCUCUUUCUGCAGUUUCUCCGGAGACUCGACUCCCUCGUGCGUCUCACUCUCUCUCAGUUGCGCGCUCCUGCCAAUGGCUUUGUUUUGCUUCAAACAUCCAUAUUCUUAAACACUGUUCAUCGAGAUUGCUUGUUGCAAACAUGUCUCUUUUUGGGGGGGGGGGGGGAUUUGAAAUACACACUCUUUUAAAUAGCUGCGGUGCACGUCAUGGCCAGCCUCAAACCAGCACAUCAUCCUUAUGGAGUCUGACACUACCACCGCUAAGAACAUAUCACUCCAGUCUUUCUAAUGUCCCACAGCGUCAAGGAUGGCCAUUGUUUACCCAGUGAGAAAAAUGUUCAGUCAGUCAUUUAUUUAUUUUUUCUUUCUUAUGUACAAAACAAAUUGAGAAAAAAAAAAAAUGUUCAGUGGCAGUGUUUUAUGAAUUUGGUCUGCUCUAAGUAUGACUGUGCCUUUGGAGGUGGUAGAAUGCAAUUCAGAUGUUUUUAAUUUUAAAGAUAUAAAUUAAAGAAUUUUUAAAAUUGCA
This is a messenger RNA of Scophthalmus maximus (turbot), 4944 nucleotides long. It is a transcript of the gene rfx1a, whose product is annotated as regulatory factor X, 1a (influences HLA class II expression). The record is from RefSeq and is a predicted model, not a curated record. Gene Ontology annotation, cellular component: nucleus. Gene Ontology annotation, biological process: regulation of transcription by RNA polymerase II. Gene Ontology annotation, molecular function: DNA-binding transcription factor activity, RNA polymerase II-specific; RNA polymerase II cis-regulatory region sequence-specific DNA binding. The coding region runs from base 162 to 2876 and encodes 904 amino acids. The transcript is spliced from 18 exons. Lineage: Eukaryota; Metazoa; Chordata; Actinopteri; Pleuronectiformes; Scophthalmidae.